This is a messenger RNA of Toxorhynchites rutilus septentrionalis, 647 nucleotides long. RefSeq names its product zinc finger SWIM domain-containing protein 7-like. Gene Ontology annotation, cellular component: Shu complex. Gene Ontology annotation, biological process: double-strand break repair via homologous recombination. The record is from RefSeq and is a predicted model, not a curated record. The transcript is spliced from 2 exons. Gene Ontology annotation, molecular function: zinc ion binding. Lineage: Eukaryota; Metazoa; Arthropoda; Insecta; Diptera; Culicidae. The coding region runs from base 132 to 647 and encodes 171 amino acids.
UCUAUCCGUGUUGUUUACUAUCUGUGAAUAAUAAAUAGUAUUCUCCAAGUAAUAAACUACAUUUGGUAAUUCACAUAUUGUGCAAUAUUCCCAUGAACUUGUGUUGUUUAUAGUGCAAUUGUGUGAAAUCAAUGUCUUCAGAGGCAUAUCUGUUUUACGAUUGUGUGGAUUCGUUACUUGCACGAAUCAGUAGAUCAGUUUCAAAUUGUUCAAACUCGGAUUCUAAAGAACUUUCCAAGGAUCAUUUGCUCGAACUGGAAUCACUGUUUGGACAGGCAUUGCUUGAACGGGCACUCACUUUGGUGCAUGGAAAAACUCCCAUAAAACUAUAUCGCACCCCAAACGGAAUCGGACGAUUGUACGAAAUUCCAGGAUCAAAAGUAGCAGUCACAUACAAAGUUUUUCCAGCUAUAAAUUUCUGCACCUGCGAGUCCUUCCGCUAUUGGGUACUACAGCAGCGCCAUCAGCCAACUUGUAAACAUAUUCUAGCAACAAGCUUAGCUAAACUGCUCGGCAAGGUAGCUGAGGAGGUACUGGAAGAUAAAUAUUUUUUCAAACUGAAGUCCGAAUUGAUUAAGGAGCGUAUGAAAACUAUCAGCCACCCGGUACAAGGAACAUCGAAUCAACCUCGCGUGCUUUCCCCUUAA